Messenger RNA from Porites evermanni, 16141 nucleotides. The record is from the annotation of a GenBank genome assembly. NCBI's taxonomy places the organism in Eukaryota, Metazoa, Cnidaria, Anthozoa, Scleractinia, Poritidae.
UACAAUUUACCCCCAGUGAAUAUUCGCAGUUGGGGUUUAACUUGACUUUCAUAUUGCCUUUACUUUAAUUUGUUUGCAUAUUUCUGACACAGAUAAUGUAUCGCCGUAAGGACACAAAGAGCCGGUUUACCAUACCUUGAGACUGCUUAUUAAGGUGUUAACGUCUGGGCGAAAAGUUAACAUUGUGUGUGAGGGUUAUAUCGAUUGAUAUCGGAACCAGAGGCAUUAUAUUCAUUGAUCAGGACAGUUGAAAAACUCUGGAGAUACUGCGACGGUGAGGGAAAGAUUUCUGCAUAAAACAUGAGGUUAGUGCAGCAGGGUAUUUCACCUGUAGUUUAAAGCGAUAAAAACUCGUCGACAAUUCCAUUCGGAACAUUUUCAUAUUGAAGAUUCUAUUCUUAUCAACGAUCAAAGCAAACAAGCAAACCAUUUGCCAAAUCAUUGAUACACGACAUAUUAUAAGAGUUCGCCUUCAUAACGUCAUACUGGCAUUUUUAAACUAGCAUUUUCCUCUCGCUCUGUUGUAUGUUGCAAGAGUAGUUCUUUUACUUUGGCUUAAAGGACGUCACACAAAGUCAAUAGCAUUUUAGGAAUAUUGUUUGAACAUAUUCACCCAUUUUCCCAAGUCAUAAAAAAGGAACGUCCCUUAGUCUGAGAUACGCGAGACUCCUAAAACGACACUUCCAAAUAAUAAGAAAGAAAUUGUAUAAAGAAUACGAUCCAAAGAAAGCAAUCUUCACCGUUGUAUUAUUUCAUUCAAAGAAAGCAAAAUUAGUAAUUAUGUCAAUGCAGUUGUCAGCCGUGAUAUUUUACCGCCGCUUGUUCUUCUAUAAGCUACAUACAGACAUAUUUAAAACUGAUUGAUUUGCGGGUAAACAAAUCUCUAAGCUUCGGAAAACAAAGAAAUUUGUGUGCUCAUAGCAUUUUCCAGAUUUGAAAUGUUAAAUGUUUCACAAGGCGUCAGGGUGUUCUUGAACUUGAACUUGGCGCACGGAUUUCUUAAAGGAAGGCAAAUUGCUUAAACGGUUGACAGACACUUAAAAUAUGUAAAUUUUAGGCUUAAAAGGAAUAAUCAUGAAACCGGUAAAAGGUUAGAUUGCCUUAUUUCCUUAAAAUGCCUUAAAGAACAAGAAAAUAUGCUAUUUAUUUUGUACGUCCAGAGAACAAACUGCCAUCAACAUAAUAACGCUUUUUUGUAUUUACCAAUACGACGGAAUUAAAUUACUGACAUUUUAAAUUUCCUUUUAUACGAAGCGAAUUUUUACCAUUAUCCAUAAUUAUUAUGUAUAUUUUACUAUGAUUUUCAUCUUUUAUUAAUGACACAAGGAAAAUGUUUCUUUCAAAAACAAAUCCUUUCUGAUUCUACAACUUCCUUUGAAAGUCAAGUCUAUCUUUUUGCGUCUUUUUGCGCAUUUCCAGCCAUUCGGUAUAACUCAGCGAAUUCUGCUGACCGAAACCCCCUCAAAAACUGAAAGUCCCCUAAUUAAAAUAUUUUACUUCUCCAAAACUCCCAAAAAAAAAUUUCAAUUUUGGUUGCUAAAACAAUAAACAGUACUGCCAUUUUAUAAAUUCAAUAAAAUCACCAAACAUUAGGAUAAAUGCUAUCUUCAAGUGUGAUCUUCAUCCUGGAAUCUCCAAAACUUAUUCUCGACAAAAAAAGAAAACAUUUAAGGUAACUGUGACUUUCCAAAAAGUUAGAAUCAAAUUUCAUUCCAUCUAACGCGAAAUUUUGCACACGUAUCCCUUAACUGUUCAAGAGUUCGAUACUACCGAACACUAGUCGCUAAAUGCAGCGUAACGAGCUUCAAGUGAGACUCCCUGCUAUGAGAGCUGCUCGAAUGUUCAUAAUGACAAAAAGAGGGCUUUAGAAAAAUAGUUAUUACUAUAGUCUAAGCUUCAGACAACACUCUAAAGUGAAGCAUUUUAAAGUUAACGUUUCUCCUCUUAAACGUACAACAACACACCCUUUUUGUUCUCUUUUGUCCGUAAUUAUUAGUGAAUAAGACAAUAUUUUGUUCAAGUUAACUUGUUUUCGCGAGAAUUUUUAGACGGAAGUAUAUUUAACAAUUAUUCCUUCGGCCUCAUGGGCUAUUGACUCAGAGGCCAUGAGGGCAAGAGGAAUAAUUGUUUCAGUAAAAUCCAACGAGUUGGUCAAAAAUAUCGAGACAAAACAAGUUCAGCUAGUUAAAGCUAAACUUAAAUCCUUUUUUUGCCGCUAAAAAAGCCGGCGCUUGUCGCUACUAUUGGAUUAUAAAAUAUAGCCUAGUAGUAGCUCAACCAAUCAGAACGCAGCAUUGAUAAUAGACCACUAGUUAGAUUUUACUAUAAUCUCCGUUAUCUCAAUCGUUGAUAGUGGCUUUACCCCCUUAAGAGCAAACAUAUGUCCUGACUUUGGUUUUUUUUUAAUCAAGUCACGCUCAGUGAGGAACUCUGUCAUUAAGCUUAAAUUUUUAAAUCAAAAUGAUGGAUGUCUGUACUUUAUGAAUAAAGACGUUUUUAUGCAAGAUUGCUCAUAUCGCUCAAGGAUGCAUAUUUUUAGUCGACAGACUUGAUUUUACCUUAAGCUUAACCUUAUUUAAAGUCAGAAGCUCGUAACGCGGAGCAAGCAAACUCCCAUCUAGGCUCAUGUCAAGGAUCACUUUUUGCUAAGAUGAAUUUUUUUGCUGAGAAAAUGCAGAGAAGCUGACCGAUCCAGGAACGCAUUCUAAGUAAAAGAUAUGAAAAAGUAAAAAUGAACGUUAUAAAAAGUUCAAAAAUAGAAUUUUCAGGUCCGUGGCUUUUGCUGACUUGCUUGUUGGACUUCAAAGAUAUUCUAAAUUCACGCCAAAAUAAUUCUAAAAAUAAACUGGUCGGUGAAAAAGCCGUGCAUGUGACGCGAGUACAUGAAAAUUGCUAGCUCCAGGUUCUGGGCUCCUGUUAUUGCUAUAGUCAGUUAUAAAAUAACAGCGUUUGCACGAGAGUACGUAAAUAUGGUUGUGACGUCAAGAAGUUUUGCUUUUCGCGCGCUAAUCACGCAAGCACGGAAGAUGUUUUCUAUUGUUUAACUAUUGAUCCUAGCAGGGCAGCAAAGUCUUUUUUAAUUGAAAGGACUAGUCGGCCAUACACGAUUGUUACCCCUACCCCUACCCCUUCUAAUGCGAUGGUAUCGAUUUGCUGUGCAGCUUUAGUAUCGUGGUUGUUAGUGAUUGGCGGAUUUCUAUCCUUGCUGUUUAAGCUGGUUGUAAUUUGCUGUUGUGUUGUCUGGAUCGGAAUCUUUAGAGGAAACUACUAGGACCCUACGAGGACACCAGUGUGGGUCGCCGUCAAAAAGAAGCAUUUGUUCCAAUGCGGUUGCUACCCGGUGAACAGAUCUCGGGUUCCUGUCAGCUAGGUCUAAAGUCACUGUCCUUUUAGGUAAGCUCUAUCACAAGCUGAUUACUAAUUCCUGGCCACUUUGACUCUGGUGUCCAACGGAAUGUAUUUCUGGUCAAUCAAUCAAGGUUAUUGUUCUUGUUGUUGUCUUUGUUAACAAGGAGGCAAUUCUGAUGAAGCCAGGAUGGCAAUCAGAGCUAAGCUGAGAGUUUACAACAAAAUGGAGUACCGUAGGGGAGGUAUCAGAGUAACAUCUGCGUAGAGUCUAUCGGAGAAAAACAGAAGAGGCCUCAAAAGGAAACCCUGAAGUACACCCUCUUCGGUCAAGAGUUGCUGAUGUUUCAUCUUGUGCUGGCAAAAUGAGUCGUCCGAUGAGUCAUUUUUUGGUUGGCAACCACCUGGCACGUUGACAAAGGAGAACGUAUUCUAGUUUCAGUUUUUUCGUGGCUUUUUCACGUAAGAGAAAUUAAGCAAGAUAUUGCGAAGACGGCACGCUCAUCUACUCCCAGAUCUUCCUCUUUUUCCGGCUUCUUCUGCCGGAAACUGUUAUGUAAUUUUCUCCCGGCGGGGAAACUGGCGACGCAAAUUCCAAAUUAGGGUCGAAAGCGCCUCCUAAUCUGCGAUUCCUCCAUACUGGCUCAUAAUCGUCGUAAUAUGAAGCACCUCAAAACUGAGAUGUUCUGUGCAACUGAGCUCGUUUUUAUUCAUGAGUCGUCUACUGUUUAUUGUUUUUCGACUUGUGGCAGCUGGUGGCUAUUAAAUACAAAUUCAAUAACAAAUUGCCUGCUGUUGGAAGACCAUAUAUGCUAAUUUUUAAAAAAUCUCUUUGUAAUUUAGAAACGGAAUCGUUAUUUUACCUUUGCAACAAGUUGAUAUUAGAAAGGUCCAAGCCUUUAUAAGAGAGUUUUGUCUUUCAGUUUCUUAAACAUUUUAUUUCUCUAACGAUUCUUAAAGGUAGAUUUCUUAUCUGAUAUUAGCUAUAAGAGACUACUGUUGUCUCCCUGGGAUUAACUCCCUGGAGGCCACUUAUAAAUUAAAAUUUCUACGUGCUUAGUUUAAAGGCUGCAAUAAUUUCAUAAAGUAAAGGGCAGAGUCUUGGGCAUCUGUGACUUGAUUUUAUUUCAGGCAAAUCAAGAACAUAAUAACAAGCGAUUUCAGCCAAAGAGCCUUGUCUUAACGGUCAUGAAAAGCAAAACGGAUCGUUUGCAAGCAUCUGUUUGUUCCAUGCGGAGAGAGACAUGUGGCGUGGCUUGCCUCCAGGGCAAUUUCUUACACAUUCAUUGAAAUUAGAGUGGACAUGCUAUGGCCGAAGUUCGCCAUGGUAGAAACUUCUCGAUUAUGUAUUGUUUACGCAACUGAACUGAAGAAGCCACUUAAAAAUUUGAACUUAAAGAUGUUUCAGCCGACGCAAUUAAUACCAUUGCGCAUUUGCCAAUUUGGAUUUGAUUAUCGCGUGGAGAAAUCCUCCUUUCGCUGUCAAUAGGUAACGCAAGGCUUCGGCAGUGUGUUUGUAAUGUAAGUACAGCGUCUUUCUUUUUCAUCCAGCAUCUCAUCAGAACUUGUGUUCAUCCAAGUUAUAACUUAUUUUCGGUUUCCACCACGGAAUCAAUUGAAUGGGAAUCAGAUAUUGUAAUGUUUUCAAUCGUGUGUAAUAGCCACCUGAAAAACACAUAGCAUCAUGCUAGGUUUUGGAAGGCCCAGUUUAUGGUACUCAUUUUCCUUUCCAUUACUUGACUUGACUUACCCCACUUACAGCAAACAUGAAAAAAAAAAUUGAAGAAUUGAGAAUUGAACAAACAGCACUCCAUUGAAUCGUAUGGACAUGCAAACGAAAUCUCCACGAAACUCAAAGGAGAGAAAUGGUUUUUACUCACAACAUGAAGCUAAUCGCAUGCAGGGUUUGUAAACUAAAGGCCUCAUGUUUAAGUCACCUUUAAUAUUUGUUGUUGCGUUCGCCUUGUUUCGUGUGGUAUUGCUGUUUUCUUUAUUAUUUUUCCUUUCGGUUAACUUCAUGAAAAUAGGUCCAUCGAAUUUGUUUUCAGGUCUAGUCGCCUGAGGCUAGUUUUUGCCCAUUGCCUGGCAGUUGCUGAUAAUUAAAAGCAGUUUUUAUUUUGAAAAAGAACAGUGCGGUUUUAUGAAUGCUGUUAACUUCCUAGAUGGUUUUUAUAUUUGCUAUUCGGUAGACUUGACAUGUUACGAGUUUCACAGAAGAAAAGCAGAAAAGCGCGCGGAGCCAGGUUUUAGCGACGAAGUUGCAAGAGGUCGUCCUUCGCCUUAAUUGGAGGCCAUUAGAUAGGACGAAGGUUGCUUUGCCGAAAGUGCAGCUAAUCCACCAGUCUACCUACUUGUCCAAGUAGUGCCGUCGGUAAUAGGGGUGUACAUUGUAAUCAUUGUGAUUUUUAGGGCGCAAGUUGAUUAUAAAACUAAAUUACAUGAUAUUAAUAUCAAAUAAUCCAGAGCUUGGCUGUUCUCUUUGGUUAGUCGUCAUGGUGGUUCUUUAGCCUUUUCAGCCUUGAUUUAUAAAUUUCUCCAUGUGGCGUUAGCGACAAUCAUCGUUAGUAUAUCCGGUUGGUGGAAUUCGUCGAUCAGCUCAGUCUAUCCAUCGAUUGUCUAAAUCAAAGUGGUUGACAUUUUCUUUGAAGACCCAGGCCACCAACAGCUGCCUGUGGCUAACAAACCUUGUAAAAUCUUGUCUCUUGGGCCUGACGAAAUGAAAACCUGCAUGGUGCAUUGCAUGUUUUUAUUCUCUCCACCAACUGAAAACCAUAAAGACACGAAAGAUUUCCAGAGACAAGUUUUCGCUUUAGUUUUACAAAUUAGGAAUACUUCAUUUAACAGUGAAAGCCAUACUCUCCAUAAAUGCUUCUCUUCCAUGCUUUAUAUUUUCCAGUAUCUGUUUUAAAAAAACAUGAGUUCACAAUGGAUUAACUUAAAACUGUUCCUUCCUUUGUGCCACCAGAAAUGUGGUUUUGUUAUGAACUCACCUAUUUCUUCAUCCAACCCAAGUCUCCGCACGAACCUUUUUGAAAUUUACCAAAAUGUGCGUUUCCCGCAAGUACAGAGAAUUUUUAGGUGAAACAAGCAGUUGUUAUACACUUAGUUACGUCAAUUUUCGUUUGUUUAAAAAGGUAGAUGGUUUCUGUUUGUACCACCCCGUAUCACACCAUGGUUUUAGUUACCCGCAAUUUACCCUUGUCCUGGUAUUAUCUAAGCCUGAAGAUUCAAAAACACACUGUUUUCCACUUUUCCUUACCUCUGUUUUUAAUCUGUGAUUCUUAGGAGCGCUAGCGUCUUUCUCUGGGUAGAGGCUUCCAGCUGGAUUCAACUUCGAUGAACGCAUCGAGAUCAGAAAUUAGUAUUUACAUCAUUUUCAGAAAGGAAAAGGAAUGAGGAUCCAAAUAAUAACAUUGUUACAAGUUAUAACAAUUCUGACCUUAAGCUUUACACUUUGCGAUGGAAACUGCAAACAGACUAAAGGAUCUUUAUUAGCAAUAGGAGUAUUUGAUUUCGAUGACGUUUCUUCAGUCAAGUCUUUCGAGAACGCAAUCUCGCGGCACAAUCUGUUGCGGCACACAGAAUGUAUCCCAGAACUUAAAAACAAGACAAUAAUUGUCAAGAGUGAGAUGAGUUUGCGCGAGUUAAUGGUUCUUGUUGACACAACGAUGCAGCAGGGUCCUUGUUUUAUGGUUUACGCCUCGAAAACUUCCAAAGCAAGAAUUUUCCUGGAUGUUGCGAUGUUUCAAAGAACAAACAUUAUCACAGCUGUGCAAGAGGUAAGGUCUAUAAUGUAAAACGUUCUUUAGUUUUUUGGCUUUUCAAGACUGAGUGUACAAAAUCUUGUGAACGGGAAAAAAUCAUUCAAUACUGCAUUUUUAUUCCCUUUAACAAAUAACUGUAACGCUAUUACUAGUUCAUUAAACUUCGAUAAGGAAGCUUAAGGAAAGGGUCUUUGAAUCUGCCAUUUUCAUAAUAAUCUCGAUAUUGAAGAACAAAUCGUUAUCUACAUUACCAGAAGUAUGCGUUUGGCCUAUGGCGUUUUGGCAAAUGGUAGUCAACUCUUUCGCUUGAGUCGACACCACUUCAAUUUCAUUUGGAUUAUACCAGGCACAUUAGGAAAUUUACUUAUACGGUUAAUCCAAUCUAUAAGAUUUUCAGAAGGGAGAUGAAACAUUUGGUGUAGGUUUAGUCAGGGAGUAUAUUGGGGAACUUUAGCAAAGGCGUUUUCGAGCGAUGCAGGAAUGAAAACCGAGAGUACUCUUAAUGUAUUCUUGGGCAGUAGUUUUCUCACUCAAAUUUUCGGGUAAACCGUCUCUGUAAGAAUAAAAAGCAGCGCAAAUUUGGUAAUGUCAAGGCAUAUUGAGACCCUCACUUCCGGUUGACGUGCGUUGUUAAAAAACGUCUUUGUUUAAGCUCCCUCUUUUUUCGGUUCACUUCCAGUUGACGCGCGUUAUUUCUUCUGUUCAUCACUAUCGUUUCAACUGUCAUGAAGCAGUUUUGAUUAUCAUCAUUUUUCGUUUUUACUGGCAAGAUCUAGACUUAUGUAUCAGUCCUCGAAAAGUCGUAUUGAACCAUGUGAUGAAAAAAGUCGCAAAGAAGACUUGAACGUUAUUACAGUCCUUUCUUUGUUCAGUUUAGUUCUUUUUUCCUACACAGCAAUAUAUCCAAAGAUACAAGGAAUCAACAGUCCGUGUAAACCAAAUAACAAACGCUGAAACAAAGAUAAGCGCCCUCUUGGCCUUUUCACAGUAUCUUACAGUGGCUAAGUUUGUCGCUAUCACAGACAAUGAUCAUGAAUCAACCAGCUUCGUGAUAAACCUGCAAGAGCCCCUUCGUGUCAGGAACAUGGAAAUGCUAGACUGGUUGGUGUUCACCCCAGACGAUUCCUCCGAGUAUAUAACCUUAAGAUUUCAAAAGUUACAGCACCGAAAAGUAGCUUUUCUCUUGGUUACUGACAACCUCACAUUGGCCCACAACAUUUUUUCAGGAGCUGGAGAACUUUUCUUAAGCAAUGAUUUAUGGAUAAUUGUAUCUGAUUUGGAUGUUAGAACGUUACUCGACUACUACUACCCACAAAAUACGUUUUCUUUGAACCCAGAAAAGAGUCAGGAAAUCACUACAAGUGGCUAUGUGGACGAUGCUGUUCACUCUAUUACUCGUGCUCUUGUUAACAGUCCAGACGACCAGGUUAUCGCAUGUCCCGAUGAACAGGAAAUGCGAAGGUCAGGUUAAUUUAAUGAUAAUAAUAGGACUGAUAAUAAUAAAUAAGAAGAUGAUGAUGAUGAUGAUGAUGAUGAUGAUGAUAUUAAUAUCUAUUAUUAUUCAUUCAACAUAUUUCGCCGUUUCUGUUUGGUUAAAAGACCCCGGCUAAUUGUUCAUAUAACCAACAGGUGUUGACCGCAACCGCAUUCAAAAGAUGCGAGCAAUAUAACAUCGAUUCCAUGGUAUAUUUGAUAGGAAGCGAGGUUGAUCGAUGGUAAAUUUGCUGGGAAACGAGGCUGCAUGGGCAAUAGACUAUCGAUCAACCACGUUUCCAGGCGCGGCCGCCUAGCUGUUUAUUUAUGGGUACACUAAAAAUGCCGAACACGAAAUAGCUGAAUUUCUGAUAAAGGGCCUCUUCACACGAGGCCGGAAGACCGGGCUGGUCCGUUUUCCGAGAUCUCGCCUUACCUUUAAAUCAGUCCUUUGUAAAUUUCGAUGUGUUCAUACGGAGGGGGCGAACUGGCUCGGCUCCUUAGAUCUUAGUUUUUACAACCGGGAUCUCUGCAAGGGCGCUGGAGAUUUUGCCAUAUGAACACUUGAGCCCGGUUACCGGGAUGAAUUCUGGCGACCCGGAUGGCAUCGUCUUGCUUUGCCUGCUGUAUAUUGCAGAUUAUAAGCAUCCCAUUUAACUGCAGCGAUACAGCUUAAGAGUUGCCAAAGCUGUGAUAGGCGCAAAAGUUAUAAUUUUUGUGUUUUUUUGCUUUGUUUCUCGUAUUUCGCGCCAGAACUCAUCGACAGGAUCUUUGGCCCUUUCUCAUCUCGGAAACCGGGCUGAAAUUUCUCAUAUGAACCCAAGGUAAAAUUGGUUCCGGUAACUGGGCCAGCCCGGUCAACCAGGCUCAUGUGAAGAGGCCCUAAAACUGAACGGAACAAGUGCAACAAUACCCAAAACAUAUUACUUGGUCAAUGCCAUCUAAUUUUGAGGAGUAUCUCAAACAAAAAAAGAUCUGUUGAUAUCCUGAAACUGUGACGAGAAAUAGGCCCAAGUUUAGCAGAAACUGAACGAGGAGGUCAUUAUGUAAUCAGGCUUUCCUACGAUGUGAGGAAUUAUGCACAUCCCGGAGGCUUAUGCAGAUCUCGGCCUUCGCCUCGGUGAAAAAACUGAGUCUCCUCAAUCUUCAUAGCUCUUCACAUCAUACUUAGCCUCAUUCAAUAAUAGAGAGCUUUAGAUUCUAAAACGAGAACGACUACGAGAACGAGAUUUUCUCAAUACUGAGUAUUGCUCGCGCGUGAGCCUGCGUCAUUUUGGCAGGAGAACGUGAAAGCCGUCGUCAUUCAAAUACCUUAUUAUAGGAAAUUAACGCUCCAUGAAAUUAAGAUAUUGGAAAUUAACGCGACUUAAAUUAACGCGAAUUUAAUGGCAAACGGCUUUCGAAUAAAGAAAAUUAACGCGAAAGAGGAGGUAGAAUUUCAUAAUAAAGGAAAUUAACGCGAUUAUCUUGGCCGAAAUCAAAGGAGAAGAUAUUGACAUCACUUCUGACAGCGACAACGAUGAACAUGAACUCGAAAUAUUGUAAACCUUCGCCUUAGCUUUUGUGAAAGAUGAAAAAUAAAGGGUAAAUGGAAAGAAAUAUUAAAGCUUGUAGUUAAUGUUUCUGGGCAGGUUCCAAAAUUGGGGUUAAAAUACUGGAAAUUAAGAGCGCGGAAAUUAACGCUGCACUUAAUUAAUGUCGCGGAAAUUAACGCUCAACAAAAUUAACGCGACUUAAAUUAACGCGAAUUUUAACGAUUCGCGUUAAUUUCAUGGAGCGUUAGUUUCCUAUAAUAAGGUACGAGUUUUAGCGAUAAUGCCGUAGUGGCGGAAACGAGUUAUCAAAUGUUACAAGUUUUAUCAUUUUGCGAUCAGGAGAGGGCUUAACCUCCUUUAAUAAAGAUAACAGUGCUAACUUUUCUGGUGAAUCAAAAGUACAAUGAAGCUUUCCGGCGUAUCUAUUUUUUGAGAAUAUAUACGUGAAAAAAAUUUUAAAGAAAUGUCGUACUCGGAGUCGUUAUCGUCCUCGAAUCUAAAGGUCUCUAAUUGCUAAUUAUCACACUAAAAGUUUUCUUAACUUUGAAGGUUCUACAGUUGCUCUGAAGAGGAUUAUCCAAUCACAACCUUUUUUUUGAAACAAAAGAUUGUCAAGUUUUUUGCAAACGGACGUCCAAUAACGUGCAAGAAAUAUGACCAAUCUAACUGCUAAAAAAGAUUAUUUUCCUGACCUGUCCUGAAAUUUCUCUCUUUUGUUAUUGGAAAGACUAUUGUGAAUAGCUCGAGCAAGGUUUCCGCGAGUACUCGCACUGUAGUAGAUGGCAGUAUGACAAUGAUUAAAAAAAAAUUCCAGUUUCAUAUGAAGGGCAUCAUCUUUUCAUUUUUUUCUUCAAGCAGAUUGCUUUCAGAAGUGGAUUUUCAUGGGUUAUCUGGGCCAGUUAAAUUCGAUAGCACAGGUAACAGAGUACCUCUUCGCUACGAUUUUAACAGGCUUCUCAUGAUAGAGGACGCUACUCAAAACCAUGACAUGGGUUACUGGUACAACGGAAAGCUUUUUCUUACGGAGCAAAACGACAAGCGCCCUCUUAAAAUCCUUGUUAACGAGUAUCCGCCGAUGGUGAUGUCUGAAUCAAAGCUUCCUGGUGAAACGUGUCAGUCUAUUUGGUCAAGAACCAAGCCGUGCAAAAAGACUAUCAAAACUCCAGACGGAGAUAAAUCGAUCGAACUUUGUUGCUACGGGUUUGUUAUCGAUGUAGUAGGGCUUGUCAUGACUAAAUUGUAUGAAUAUAGGGCGGAACUGCAUUUCACUUUGGACGGGCAAUACGGGGUAUUUAACCAAGAAAAUAAUUCUUGGGAUGGAGUUGUGUCGGAGCUUCUCGAAGGAAGAGGUGACGCAAGUUUUGAUUUGUACAUCAGCUCUCGUAGAUCUACCGUACUCGAUUUUACUGAACCAUAUGUGCCUUCUGGCAUUCGCCUUUUAGUGAAAGAAAUGGAGCGACAGGACAGCGAUAUAGUAUGGCUGUCGUAUUUACGUCCUUUCACGUCUCCCGUGUGGCUAACAUUGCUUGGUUCGUUAGGUGUGAUGAUCUUGUUUUUGUGGGGAAUUGACAAGAUCAGCCCUGUUAGAGGAUCGACAGAACUCUUUCAUAAGAAGUCUCUGUUUGGGAUCGACAACGCGAUUUGUUUCGCUCUCUCUCUUGCAUUUGGUCGCCCUGCAGACGAAUCAAAACCCACCACGGAUGGUGCUCGCUUGUCAUCUGUAGCAUUUGGAAUGGCGAUGCUGGUAUUCGUGUCCACGUAUUCAGCUAAUCUGGCUGCGUUUCUUAUUGUGAAUGACAAAACCACUCCAGUGAAGGAUAUUUACGACUUUAAGGUAAAUUAAGAUUUAAUACCUUCGAGCAAAAUGAGUCGUGUUUGGAUAAUCUGGAAACGGAAUAGCAGUGGUAAACUAAGCCAAAGUCUUAAUAGGCCAUUUUCUCCAUUUUUCCUUCCUCCACUUCCCUCUACAGUCAAUGAUGCUUCCUUGCCAACCACUUGUCAGUAGAAACAUUUCACUUCUUAAAAAAUGUUCGUAUGUUCCCCAUUUUUGAAUAAGAAAUAUAAUUUUAAAGCUUAUUGGGUAUUUCUCAGUUACUGUUACUAUUUCAAAUGUUUUCGCUGACGUCAUUGUUAACUGCACAAGUGUACACUCAAAGGUCAUAAUGACCACCUUAAAGUUUUAACUAUGGCAUGUGACGUCACAAUGCUUCAUGAGGCCAUCCUUCACUCCUUGGAAGAAAUGUUCUGGCAUUCAUACAAGAACCUUUGAAAAACGGUAGAGAUUCUUGAACAACAGUUAUUUUGCAUUAUACCUUACCAGUCCAAUUUGCCACAUCAUACCAGGAUUCUCCUUUAAUAUGAACCAUCAAGCCGACAAGGUUGGGAGCAAUAGCCUGCGGGACAGGCGCAAAACGGGAGUAGGGAGGGAGAGGGAAAAGCCGCGAAAGAAAAGGGAAAGGGAGCUUACCCUCUCUCCCAAAUCCUCCCAUUCCCCUUCCCCUUUCCACACCUGCCAUGGUUAAGCCAGACCAACACUUGGUAGCUUAUUUGGGAGCUUAAGCAACGACGACGGCGACCGCAACGAGGACGGGAAAAAAGCAAUAGGUUUAGAUUGGAAAAACAACAACUUUGCACGUGCACCACGCUUUUUUGCACAUUUCUUUGCUGUCGCUGCACGACUACAAAGUGAAAGUGCCUAAUUUUAAGUUUUGUCGAGGACGUGAACACAAGAGAACUACUUUCAUUUUCUUUUCCUGAACUUUGAUACAGUAUUUUAGAAUUUCAUUACAAAAAAAAUUGCCAAACAUUGGAGGAAUUAAACGAGAUGGAAUAAGUGCGAUAAAGUUUGAUGCAACGCGAAUUCACUUUUUAAGUGACGUUUUGGUAGCCGUCGCCGUCGUUGUUGCUUAAGUUCCCUAUUUACCGAAAUAGGUAGUCCCCUAUAGCUUCUUCAAUCCCGUCAUCCUGACCCAAAUUUUCCCUUAAUCCCGUCAUCCCGAUGGUUUUUUCCGACAUCCCGCUUUCCGUGCAUACUUUCAAUCCCGUAUCUCGCUUCCCGUGCAUACUUUCUAUCCCGCAUCCCGCAUCCCAUGCAUACUUUACAAAAGAAUCGGUGCCCAAAUUUGGAACUCUUUUCCUUAUUCGAUUAAAAUACUUAAACGUUCAUCCUUUCGUAAAAAAAUAAAGGAAUUAUUACUAAAUUUCUUGCCUCCAAAGAUGAUUUUGUCGAAGUCUCCCGUCUUAUUAAGUUAUUUAAUACUUUGUAUAGUAGUGUCUUCACUGUUAUUUAGUCCAUCUAUAUAUAAAUCUUGUUUUGUAAUAUGUCUUCAGCUCCCCCCGCCUCGAUUAGUUUAUAAACUAUUUGCGGGUGGGAAAAUAAUGUAAUUAGUUAUUUUCCAAUUUUCAAUACAAUUUGUUGUUGCUGUUGUUGUUGUUGUUGUUACUUUAAAUCCCGAAUCCCGCCCUGUUAUGAUUUAAAAUCCCGAAUCCCAGCCUUCAAAUAAAGUAAAUCCUGCAUACCAAAAACUCUAUUGGGGGCAACCUCGAAACAGACUGAAAUAGCGAAACAUGCAACGUCACACUUUUCUUCUCCAUUUGGCGUGGGAUAAAAAAUGUUUUCUUUUGUUGGAAAGUAAUUUUUUGGCGAAAGGUUUGAACCCAGGAGUGAUUUUAAAAAAGCGGGUUGGUUAUGAUCGUGCGGGUGAAUGUAGUCCCGAAUAGGACUGUUGUUGUUGACAAAGACAGACGUUUCGACAACCUGUGCGGUAGUCAUCUUCAGAGUCAAAUUGGUUGUAUCAUGUCAGUUUAUAGUAUUAAACUCUGGUAAUUGACGGAUUAGUCAAUUAAGCGGCGAUGUUAUUGGUCGUCUGUCUUUUUAGCCGUGAUGUUAUUGGCUAUGAAGACUCGUAAUGUCAUUGAUGCGUUUAAUUUCGAUCCUUCUAUUGUCACAGCUAAACGAUCGUUUAUCAUUAGUCACAUUGUCAGUUUUCCGGCCGUUCUCUCGUUAACAAGUCGUUUGUACGGUGCGGGUAACUGUUGACUCCGAUUCAGUGGAUUUUGUUCUAAGUUAAUAAACGAGCUUUCUAAAGUGAGUCGUUGAUAAUAGUCUGUAAAUAAAUAAAUAAAUAAUGAUUUAGAGGUAGAACAUCCACAAAGCGGUUCUUCGUCUACCUGAUCCCUGGUCGAAUUGGAAUCUGGAAAUGUUGGUUUUUGAGGAGAGGGGAAAACCGGAGUACCCGGAGAAAAACCUCUUGGAGCAAAGGAGAGAAUCAACAACAAACUCAACCCAAAUAUGGCGUCCACACGGGGAUUUGAACCCGGGCCACAUUGGUGGGAGGCGAGCGCUCUCACCACUGCGCCAUCCCUUGCUCCCGAGUCUGUGCAUUACGUGAUACAUAUCGCACAGUCCCAAUCGAUUUGCAAUGGUUGUCGAAACGUCAGUCACUGUCAGCAACAACAGUCAUAUUUAGGACUACGUUCACCCGGACGAUUAUUCUCAACCUACUGAAGUAAUUUUUUUGUUUGACAGAUUGAGCGUCCUCCAGAGGGCUUCAAGUAUGGUACCAUUAAGGGUUCCUACAUGGCAGAUUACUUCAAGAAUAGUAAUAACACGUAUUUCCGGCAAAUCUGGCGCCACAUGCAAAACAACAAUGUUAAGAAACUUGUAGACGGGGUGAAUGCUGUUUCAAACGGGUAACUUAAAUUUUAUACUUUUAAAAUCUUUUUUUUACUGUUAUCAUAAUUCAAAUUUGCUUAUCAACAUAAAAUUUGGAUGCGUUUGACAGAUAUCUCUAAUUGAGAGCUCAUCUGUCCAACAAAUCGAUCAGAAUGCUAAUGAAAAAAACGAAGUCAUAAAAAUAUGGUGAUAAAAAAGGAAGAAGGAGACAAGACCAAGAGCCACAGGUCUGGCUCAUUCCAUGCUUGGUGGUUGGGCCUUACCUUUAACCCCCGACAUCCAAGUCAGGCAAAAAAUAAUCAAAUCUGGCAAAAAAUAAUCAAAUCUGGCAAAAUAUCAUCAAGAGACGGGUACAGUUAAAUUGAAGAUUUAUAACUUUACAGCUGUUUCUAUUUUUGUAUUUACAUAGGAAACUUGAUGUAUUUAUUGCCGAUGAUGUUAGUCUGGAAUAUAAAUCUAUGAGUAAAUGCGGGCUCAAAGUUGUUGGAGAGCCAUUCGCAAUGUCGGGGACAUCGAUUGCGGUCAAGAAAGGGAAUCCAUUGUUUCAACAACUCAACGAGGCUCUUCAAACGGUAAGAGCCGAGGGACUAACGGACUUCAUUCAGACGUUUUGGGUCAAAAAAUAUGGAUCCUGCACAAGAGAAACUCCUCCAACUCAGCUGAAAUUGGAGGAUCUCAGUGGGCUGUUUCUACAGUUGACUAUAGCCAUUGUUGGCUGUAUACUGGGGACCAUAUUUCAUAGAACGUUCUAUUAUUUUCGAAAGAGAUGGUUCUACGAGGCAGAUGAUCUAGACGAUCCGUCGCGAUUCUCUCAACUAGAGACCCUCGUAUGAUAGAAAAAAGGUUUCAUAGUCGAGUAAAACUGGUCCUUUGCAGUUGAUCAGCGAAUUGAAAAUAUGUAUGGGCUAUCAUGAAAAUGCGCAGUCGGGCUUGGAAAAAACCAGAUUGCUUCAUCUUUCAAUUCGGCGUCUCCGCUUGCUUUAAGGUCCUCCUUCGACCUCCUAGUUCAUUGUCCUCCAGACCAGCGGCUUGACCGACCAACUGCAAAGCCGCAUUUUAGAAAUAUUAUCUCAGUCUGUCUAAAAAGUUGUGGUCGAUUGAAAAUUUCGGAAAACAGUCAGUUUUCGAAAUUCUACUGAAGCCAUCUACCAGGCAGUAAUUUCACUUGUAAUGUGAAAUUACGAAUAACUGUGCCAUGUGGGUCAUAGAAUUCAGAGGUUUAACCUGCCUUUUAGGGCGCUUUCCGUUUGUAAGAACUGGCGGGCUACACCAUUGCCGUUCUAUUGCCGGACCAGUCAUUUUAUCUGGGAAAUCGGCUUUUUCCAAGGCUUUUUGCUGAAAACCAUCUC